Messenger RNA from Cylas formicarius (sweet potato weevil), 1319 nucleotides. Its product is annotated as glutamine synthetase 2 cytoplasmic-like. The record is from RefSeq and is a predicted model, not a curated record. The coding region runs from base 160 to 1248 and encodes 362 amino acids. The transcript has 6 exons. NCBI's taxonomy places the organism in Eukaryota, Metazoa, Arthropoda, Insecta, Coleoptera, Brentidae. Gene Ontology annotation, cellular component: cytoplasm. Gene Ontology annotation, molecular function: glutamine synthetase activity.
UGGUGCGCGGUUUCGCAGCAGGGAAUUCGAAAGAAGGGGAUACGAACGAAUGAGACGAUACGAAAAUAAUCAGCCAGUUCGUCGUUAGUUGCUGAACAAGCAAAAAGCGUCAGUCAGUCGGUGUUUGUAAACAAUAAUCGAAUGAUAAGGUAAAUCAAAAUGGUAAACGACACGCUAUUGGACAAAACAGUGACGUACCAAUACAUGGACCUGCCCGUACCCAGUAAUAAGUGUCUUGCCACGUACGUCUGGAUAGACGGAACGGGGGAAGAUGUCAGAGGAAAAACCAGGACACUUGAUUUUGUUCCAACCAAACCAUCAGACCUUCCCGUAUGGAACUACGACGGCAGUUCCACUUACCAAUCGCAAGGUUCCAACUCUGACACGUACCUGAUUCCUGUAGCAAUAUACAAGGAUCCUUUUAUCCGAGGCAACAACGUACUAGUACUGUGCGAGACCUACAAAUACAACAAAGAACCCACGGAGAGCAACAAGAGGGUACGGUGCGCAGAAGCAAUGGAAAAGGCCAAAGGAGUACAUCCAUGGUUUGGCAUUGAGCAAGAGUACACUUUGUUGGACAUGGAUUUGAAACCUUUCGGGUGGCCUAAACAAGGUUUCCCGGGCCCUCAAGGGCCUUACUAUUGCGGAGUGGGAGCUAACAAAGUAUACGGGAGAUCAAUUAUGGAGGCCCAUUACAGAGCCUGUCUUUAUGCCGGCAUUAACAUUACCGGAACUAAUGCCGAAGUGUUGUUAUCGCAGUGGGAGUACCAAGUGGGCCCGUGUGAAGGGAUUUCUAUAGGCGACGAAUUGUGGAUGUCGAGAUACAUUUUGCACAGAGUAGCGGAAGAUUUCGGAGUGGUCGUUUCGUUCGAUCCCAAACCAGUGGAAGGAAACUGGAACGGGGCAGGGGCGCACAUUAAUUUUUCUACAGAAGCGAUGAGAACUCAAGAUGGGAUUUUUGAAAUAGAAAAGGCUAUUGAGAAGUUGAGUAAACAUCAUAAGAGGCACAUCCAGGCUUACGACCCUCGCGGGGGGAAAGACAACGAAAAACGUCUGACAGGAAGGAAUGAGACGUCUUCCAUAGAUACUUUCAGUUCAGGCGUUGCGAAUCGUGGAGCGAGCGUACGAAUUCCGCGGGGCGUCGCCGAAGAAGGAAUGGGCUAUUUCGAAGACAGGCGACCAUCGUCCAACUGCGAUCCUUAUUCUGUGGCAGAGGCUCUUGUGCGAACUUGUAUUCUGGAUGAAUAAAUGUCGAAAAUGUUGGCGUUUAGAUAAAGAUUGUAUAUAAUCCUACUUAUAUAAAUGUUUAUAUUUUGAGA